AUGAAGGUCAAAGUCUACUCCGAUGAUGUUGUCAAGAUCAGAUGGCUGUUCAUGGGGCCAGAUGGUCUUUCAGCCCGCGGUAAUUCGGUGGCAGAUUCAAGACCUGUGUUUGAGUUGACCCUGUAG
Molecule: messenger RNA, 126 nt
Organism: Colletotrichum lupini
Lineage: Eukaryota; Fungi; Ascomycota; Sordariomycetes; Glomerellales; Glomerellaceae
Exons: 2
Coding region: 1-126 (41 amino acids)
Source: RefSeq, a predicted model, not a curated record